Messenger RNA from Pseudoliparis swirei, 1526 nucleotides. RefSeq names its product methyltransferase 2A, methylcytidine (gene mettl2a). Lineage: Eukaryota; Metazoa; Chordata; Actinopteri; Perciformes; Liparidae. The transcript is spliced from 9 exons. The record is from RefSeq and is a predicted model, not a curated record. The coding region runs from base 3 to 1088 and encodes 361 amino acids. Gene Ontology annotation, molecular function: tRNA (cytidine-N3)-methyltransferase activity.
ACAUGGCGGCGCCCCAUGCCGCGGUCGGUGUGGAGGAAGGCAGCAGCGAAACAUCGCUGAUUCUGUCAGAUUCAACCACCGGGGAGGGGAAGAGGCCUCAGUUCGGGACCCGUUUCCUCACAGAUCCGCGGCAGCUCUUCCAGCACAACGCAUGGGACAAUGUGGAGUGGACUGAGGAACAAGAAGCGUCUGCUAAGAGGAAAGUCUCAGAAAACAAUCAGCCACUACCACCAGAGAAACAAGAGGAAUAUGACAACCAGGCAAAUGAGUUUUGGAAUGUUUUUUACACAAUCCAUGAGAAUCGCUUCUUCAAAGACCGUCACUGGCUGUUCACAGAGUUCCCAGAGUUGGCCCCCCAGUGUAACCUUAACCAUGAGUCACAGCUUGAGGUCUCUGACUCGGAUCACAGUCGACUGGAGAGUCUGGAUCACGAACCCAGAAAGGAACUUCUAACUUUGUCUCACACCGACGGAGACUUCCCUGGCUCUUCUGCCACAUAUCGCAUUCUAGAGGUUGGCUGCGGUGUCGGAAAUACCGUUUUUCCAAUACUGAAGACAAACAAUGACCCGGGACUCUUUGUUUACUGCUGUGAUUUCUCCAGCACUGCUGUGGAGCUAGUCAAGACUAAUCCAGAGUACGACCCUGGGCGCUGCUUUGCCUUUGUUCACGACUCGAGUGAUAUGGAAGCCAAUUACCCCGUCCCCAAAGGAACCCUUGAUGUUAUAGUGCUAAUCUUUGUGUUGUCAGCGUUUCAUCCCAACAAGAUGCAGGAAACCAUCAGUAGAUUAGCGCAGCUGCUGAAGCCCGGGGGAGUGAUGCUGUUCCGAGACUAUGGACGCUAUGAUAUGGCACAGCUUCGCUUCAAGAAAGGAAGGUGUCUGUCAGAAAACUUUUAUGUCCGAGGUGAUGGAACAAGGGUGUAUUUCUUUACUCAAGAUGAGCUACAUGAGAUGCUCACUGAGGCUGGGCUUGAGAAAAUGCAGAACCUUGUAGACAGAAGGCUACAGGUGAAUAGAGGCAAACAACUCACCAUGUACAGGGUAUGGAUCCAGUGCAAGUACCGCAGGGCUGUAGCUCAGCCGCUCUAGACCCAGGGCCAAGACAGGGGAGAGGACCCGCCUGGUUUGACCAUCACCUGAACAACAGCUGACACUAGGACCCUUAAAUCAAGGUGGUGCUGGCAUCUAAGGAUGUAUGGAAUUGAGAAGCUGUAUUGUGAUGAAGAGGAUGCAACUAGAUGGAUAAAUGCUGUAAUGGCUUUACACUAUCUCAGCUGUCAUGCUGAUGGACUUGUGUUCCUCAAUGUGCUGCUGCAAUACUACCUACACGAGCGAUAAUAUCUUAUUUUGUGCUCAUGACUUCAGUAAUGUGAGUAUGGGCUGGUUACCCCUGUUUAAAUGUUUAUAUUCUGCCAGAUGCUGAUUCUAACCAGCUGGUGUUUGAAAUAAAUGGCAUGAUUUUAAGGAUAACUUCAUGACUUAUUUGUAAAGGCAAAAUGAAUAAAAAUGUAAAUCUUUUGACUUUAA